AUGAGGUCUCAGGAAGAUGUGGAGACUUUCAUGGGUAUCUGCGGGACUAGCAAUAGCGGAUUGGCUAAGCAUUUCCUUGAAAUGGCAGGUGGCAACAUGGAGACGGCUAUUUCUUUGUUCUUUGAGCACGGUGGAGAAUCGCAAUUAAAGGAGGGCAGUGCUCGGGAUGUUCCUGGGUAUGGUGGUAUUGGCACUGGUGAUGAUGAGCUGCUGGCAAACACGUUACAGCAGGAAGCAUACCACGAAGAAAGUAGCUAUCGUCCUCCUGAUCAGGCAAGGCAUGAGCAGUUGGUAGAUACACAGUUCUUUCCGGGGCAAUAUGCUGGUGUAGGGGGCAUGUUCCAACCUCUACGGGGUGUACGUGAUAUGUUUGAUGAUAGUAGGCCCUCAGGUAUUUUCAAUCAGCAACUUUCUGAUGAGCAGCUGGGCAGCGAAAGCGAUAACAGUGAUGACUAUUCUUACGCUGAGGAUAGGCAUCGGCAAUAUGAGUAUGCUGAAGAAACGGUUGUAGAGGUUGAUGAUGACGGUAAUCUUCGUGAAUACACCAAGAUAGUUCGCAAACCGAAGGCCGUGAGUAAAGAGGAAAGGAUGACCUUGCUUUUCAGACCUCCAUUCGAUAUGAUGAGUAAAGUCGAUUUGGACCAUGCCAAAUUAUCUGCUCGUGAAAAGAAAAAAUGGAUCAUGAUCAAUAUCCAAGCUGUGGAUAUAUUUCAAUGCCAGAUGUUAAAUAGAGACUUGUGGUCUGAUUCCAAGGUGAAGAGGUUGAUUAAAUCAAAUUUUGUGUUUUUACAAUAUCAAUAUGAAUCGCGUUCUGCUCAAAGCUACGUACAGUUCUAUGACCUUAAUAAUAGAGAUGAUCUCCCACAUAUUGCCAUUUUGGAUCCAUUGACAGGUGAAAGAUUAAAACAAUGGAAUAGAGACGUCCCUAAACCUGACGCUUUUAUAAAGACAGUCGAAGAGUUCCUUUCCGAUUUUUCGUUAGAUCCAGCUGCAGCUAACCCUACAGUUAAAGAACCUACCCCAGAACUAGACCCUACUACUCUGACUGAGGAACAACAAGUAAGUCUGGCUAUCCAAGAGUCUUUGAAUCGACCAGGAGAUCCGUCAGACGCCAAAGAUGACAAUACUGAAGAUGAUGACGGUGACGGCGCCGCUGCUGGUGCUGUCAACGAGAAUCCGCAACCUUCAACACCAGCAGGUGAGGAUGCGGAUCUCGUACUAUUUCAAUCCAUUAAACCUGUAUCUCACUUGGAACCAGAUAACGAACCAGGAGUGACUACUAGAAUUCAGAUUCGUACUGGCGAUGGUAAGAGAAUCAUAAGAAGAUUCAAUGCUAAGCAAGACACAGUAAAGACAAUAUAUGAAGUCAUCAAAUCUGAGAUGGAUGAUUAUAGAACCGCUCGGUUUUUAUUGACUACACACACUAGGGAAAACUUGAUCAACAAGUUAGAUGAGACCAUCAGUGGCGCUGCGUUGGAAAACAGUUCUAUACUGUUAGAGAGGAUUACAGAGGGGUAG
This is a messenger RNA of Eremothecium cymbalariae DBVPG#7215, 1518 nucleotides long. It is a transcript of the gene UBX5, whose product is annotated as DNA protein crosslink repair co-factor UBX5. The coding region runs from base 1 to 1518 and encodes 505 amino acids. Lineage: Eukaryota; Fungi; Ascomycota; Saccharomycetes; Saccharomycetales; Saccharomycetaceae. The transcript has a single exon. Gene Ontology annotation, molecular function: ubiquitin binding. Gene Ontology annotation, cellular component: nucleus. The record is from RefSeq and is a predicted model, not a curated record. Gene Ontology annotation, biological process: proteasome-mediated ubiquitin-dependent protein catabolic process.